Molecule: messenger RNA, 3059 nt
Organism: Xyrauchen texanus (razorback sucker)
Lineage: Eukaryota; Metazoa; Chordata; Actinopteri; Cypriniformes; Catostomidae
Product: gastrula zinc finger protein XlCGF8.2DB-like
Exons: 3
Coding region: 372-1454 (360 amino acids)
Source: RefSeq, a predicted model, not a curated record
CUCUUUCCUUUAUUUCACACUCCACGGCUGGAGAGAGAUCAGGUCUUCAGAGGAUUGGUACCUUACAGCGAUCACAAUUUACACCGUAAUAGAGGCCACUCCCACAACAAUUCACCAAUAAAUACUGUGAAUAUUCCCAUCAUCCUACAAGAGAAGAAGUGCUUCAGAACAGCAGGACGAACUCCAGGUGUAACAACUGAAAUCUGAGUGAUAUACUAUGGAAAAGAUGGAGUUAGUCAAAGAGGAAUGUGAGGACAUGAGUGAUACAGAAUCGUACAGAAGGAAAUAUGAAGAUACUGAGGAACACAGAGGUUGGGGUCAAUUCUUGAUUCUUCACUAUUGACUGCAGAGGAACACAAACUUGAUACCUGAUGGAAGAGCAAGAGGGUCAUCACGAACUCAAUGAAGUGGAGGAGAAACAUUACAUAAUCGGAGACAGCGAUUUUAGCUGCUCAGAGACUUUGGAUUUCUCAUAUGACACCGAAGCUGGAAACUCUCUCAUCUGCGUUGAGUGUGGAGAGACUUUUACAAGUCAAGACAACCUUGAGAUGCAUUUAACAAUUCACAUUAGAGAUAGGCCUUACAUGUGCAUUCAAUGUGGAAAGAGUUACACAUGUAAAGCACAUCUUAAUAGACACAAGAGAGUUCACACUGGACAGACACCUUACACGUGCCCUCUGUGUGGAAAGAGCAUCACACAAAAAGAAAACCUUAAAAUUCACAUGAGAGUUCACACUGGUGAGAAGCCUUACACGUGCCCUCAGUGUGGGAAGAGUUUUGCACGUAAAGAAGGCCUUAAGACACACAUGACUAUUCACAAAGAAUUCACAGAGAAGGGUUUUAUCUGCUCUGAGUGUGGAAAGUGCAUCUCAAAAAAAGAAAACCUUAAGAUUCACAUGAGAAUUCACACCGGAGAGAAGCCUUACACGUGCCCUCAGUGCGGACAGGGGUUUGUAUGUCAAAAAAAUCUUAGAAAGCACAUGAAAAUUCACAGCGGAGAGAAGCCUCACACAUGUUCUCUGUGUGAAAAAAGUUUCUUAGAAAAAACGAAUCUCAAAUAUCACAUGCGCAGUCACUCUGGUGAAAAGCCAUUUAAGUGCGAUCAGUGCGGUAAACGUUUUACGACAACGUCGCGUCUGACAACACACCUGCAAGUUCACACAAAUGAGAAGCCACACCGGUGCUCUGAUUGUGGAAAGUUUUUUUCACGUCUGGACAAUUUGAAAGAUCACCAGAAAAGACACGCAGGUGUAAAAGAUCACGUGUGCUCUGAGUGUGGUAAGGCCUUUACUUCAGCCAGCCAAUUAAAUAAGCACCGGAGAAUUCAUACUGGAGAAAAACCUUACAAGUGCCCACAUUGUGACAAGUGCUUCAGUUGGCCAGAAAACUUGAAAAUACAUCAGAGAGUGCAUAAUAGAGAGAAACCAUACCAGCAUUCGGUUUCAUCUGAAUAAUCUAAAGAGUCUUUGCACCCAUUUUGCAAAAACCUAGUCACAAGUCACUAGGGAUGCACCGAUGUAUCGGACGCCAAUAUUUAUCGUCCAAUUAUAUAUAUUUUAUUCAAAGAACUUAAAGUGCAUUCAAGGUAUAAAUUGUAUUAGAUUGUGUGAUCCUUUGGAGUUGAACCCAUGAUCUUGGUGCUGCUAGUGCCAUGCUCUACCAGUUGAGCAACAGGAGACAUUUUUAUGUGGGUAGCACUGUCGCCUCACAGCAAGAAGGUCCCCAGUUCGAGCCCCGGGGCCUUUAUGUGUGGAGUUUGCAUGUUCUGCCUGUGUUCACGUGGGUUUCCUCCGGGUGCUCCGGUUUCACCCACAGUCCAAUAACAUGCAAGUCAAUCUAAUUGGAAACUGUAAAUUGCCCAUAGGUGCGAGUGUGAACGUGUAUGUUUGUGUGUUGCCCUGUGAUGGACUGGCCACCUCUCCAGGGUGUUUCCCUGCCUUUGGCCCAAGACAGCUGGGAUAGGCUCUAGCACUACCCGUGACCCUAGAUAGGACAAGCGGCUAUAGAAAAUGUAUGGAUGGAGAACCAUUGGCAUAUCGGUCAUAAGCAUGAAAACACUGAUAUGGAAAACCAAUGGUAUAUUAAUAAUUAAUUACGUGCAUUUAUUGUGUUGUAUAUAGGUUAUAAUUUUUUUUCAUUGUAAUGUAAAAAAAAUUAUAAUAAUAAGCCAAAAUAUAGCUGCAAGCAGCAAUUAUUGUGGUAAUUAGGAAGGUGUAGAAAAUUCUGGAAAACCUACAUUUUCAAACUGUCUGAUUUGCACAAAAUGCUGCAUGUAUACCAUCUACAGACCCUCAUGACAAUAAGUUAAUAAAUUGAUUUCGACUUGACAUAUAAUUUAAAAAAAGAACCAUUGUUUUGACAAAGUGAGUGUAUAUAUUUCUCAGACAUUACCUCCUAUAGAGGGGCGGGGCCAGAAGGGUGGCACGGGGUGGCAGCCACCACCCUAAAAAUGAGCUUUUGACACCCCAACUCAUACCCGCUCGCGUCCUGGAGACGGUGCGCAACAGCCUAACUGUCCGAAGGACACAACGUUCCUCCUCCGCCAUCCCCCCAGUCAUAUGGAACUCCUCCGCUGACAACCCCGCAACCAUCCACACCCCGCAUUAGCUAAAAUGACUGGAUGCCACCCCUUACUAUACUCUUGGUCACGCCCCAGGUCCUAUAAAUCCCUCUUUUGUAAUUAUGAACUAUGACUGGUUGACAAUGUUAUUUUAGAAAUGGUGCAACCCUCAGGUGAGGUGGAUAAAUAGUGCUAUUUCAUCAAAAAUCCUUUUUACCAUUUCAAUACAGUAAAAUAUAGAGCUAAAUGAACUAUUUUAAAGGGGGAUUUGUUUUCUUUGCUUUAAUUUUUUAUUUCCAUGUUAUGGCUGACAUCUGUGUGGAAUUGCCCAACAUAUGUAUACACAGUAAAAUAAUAAAUAAAAAUGACGUCAGUGUUUUUGUCUUAUUUUCUGGUAAAAAUAUCUAAUUGUUUUUUAAAAUAUAUAUAGAAAAAAAUACUUGAAAAGCAGUAUGAUAUUAAGUCUUGUUUCCAAAGAAAUCUAACAAGGUUUAGUGAG